Dendronephthya gigantea is the source of this 1565-nucleotide messenger RNA. Its product is annotated as isopenicillin N synthase-like. The transcript has 2 exons. NCBI's taxonomy places the organism in Eukaryota, Metazoa, Cnidaria, Anthozoa, Malacalcyonacea, Nephtheidae. Gene Ontology annotation, molecular function: dioxygenase activity. Bases 81 to 1055 code for a protein of 324 amino acids. The record is from RefSeq and is a predicted model, not a curated record.
GGAAGCAUCAGUGAACUUUGGUUUGUGGUCCAUCUUUGGAGAGACUUCACCCCUUCAUCCACAAAGAAAAGUAAAACCCAAUGGCAGAACCUACACAAAUUCCUAUAAUUGACUUCUCUUUCAUCAAUCAGUCCAGGGAUAAGGUUUCGAAGGAAAUUGUUGAUGCACUUGAAAGCGUUGGCUUUCUUUUCCUGGAUAAUGUUGGUUUUGAUCGAAAAGCCAUUGAACAGGCAUGCAAAUGGUUUCAUAGUUUACCAGAAAGCAACAAGUUUGCUCUGGCGACCAAAAGUUUCAACCCUAAGAACAAGAACAUCUAUCGUGGUUACUUUCCGGCAGAUGCAACAAAUUCAAGUUUCAAGGAAGGUUUUGAGGUGAGUGAAGAACUAAGUCAAGAGGAGUGUGUCAGUAUUGGAUUCCCCUUGUACGAACCCAAUCGAUGGCCAUCUGCAACGGAAGAAGAGACAGCGUGGUUUAAAAAGACCCUUUGUGACCAUUACAAAUUGAUGCACAAUACUGGGACUGAGGUCUGCCGUUUGAUUGCUCGUGGUCUUGGUGCAAAUGAAGACUGGUUUGACCAUAUGUUCUCACCUUAUCCAUUGUCAACCCUUCGUCUCAUCAAUUACCCCAUCCGUCCCAAACCGAUCCCCGAUUGCGCUCGUGAUGGUGAUUAUAUUCUCCACUGCGGGAGCCACACAGACACCCCGUUUAUAACCUUGCUCGCAACAUUUGACUAUCCUGGCUUGCAGAUCCAGGACAAGAAUGAUCUUUGGGUGGAUGUGCCAGUCCGGAGUGAUUCUUUAGUCCUCAAUAUUGGGGACGUCUUGUCGAAGGUGACAGGAAAACGAUUAAGGGCAACGAGACAUCGGGUCGUGGACAUGGGAAGCACACGUCAGUCUGUACCGUAUUUUCUUGAGCCACGUUUUGAUGCAAACAUCAACAGAACUAUUGUCAACACUGGAGCCACGACUGAAGAAGAGGAAUUGGGUUAUGGCCCUUUCCUGAUCCGAGAAAUGAAAGCGAAAGGAUACGUGGAAUAUGAAGAUUUGUUAAAAUGACUCUAGGGCUUGCAUCAGCGCCGUGAUUUUGAAUUUGGGGGAUAGAUUGGUGGUUCACAUGGUAAAUACGGGGGUGUAGCGUGUGAGGGGUUUGGAGCGGGGCUGCUACACCCUGCGUUUUGGAUAUAUUAACAUUCAGACAAAUGCCAAUUGUUGUAAUGAAAUUUAUAUAUAUAAUUGUAUACAAAAUAAAUAGGGAAAUAGGUAGGAAACCCACAAAUAUAUGCUUUUAAAUUGUUUUCAAAGGUUUCAUAUAAACGCUUGGUGUAGAAAGGAAUUGCUAGUGGUGUAUCAUUCGUAAACUUUGGUGAACUGUGUUUGGUGAAGUAAAGUUUUACCGAUGGCAUAUCAGAAGUAUUGCAUAUUCAAAAUUAACUCUCGUUAUAGAAAAAUAUAUAUUUUUUCAGUAUUGGAAUUACAAAAACUAAAUUUUAAUUAUCUACACAACAAUUACUAUUUAAUAUAACUAAAGUAUGUUGAUCAAAUGGUUUGUCAAUUUACUAUCUACAA